This is a messenger RNA of Baudoinia panamericana UAMH 10762, 2994 nucleotides long. RefSeq lists its product as uncharacterized. The transcript is spliced from 4 exons. NCBI's taxonomy places the organism in Eukaryota, Fungi, Ascomycota, Dothideomycetes, Mycosphaerellales, Teratosphaeriaceae. Bases 1 to 2994 code for a protein of 997 amino acids. The record is from RefSeq and is a predicted model, not a curated record.
AUGGCGACGGCAGGCUCUAGUCUUCUGGCUGCCUCAUCGACGGAAGUCACUACUCCGGGUUCGUUGGAGGAGGACGGCAGGAGCUAUGCUGCUACCACCAGUCAUCUGCAUGUUCCCGUGACCGUUGCAAUUCCGCCGGCUCUAACCUUCGGUCCGACAUCAGAGGGAGGAGCGGGAACGGGAUCGUGCAAGGAAGGCAAGACCGGUGGGACGACGAGGUUUCCGGACGAACACCACGACGCCGAUGCCUUCCCCAGCCCGCGCCUCCGCUCCACCCGCCACCACCACAGAAGCAGACUCCGCUCCGCCUUGCCAGCGCCCGAACUCAAGAAACCCCUCCGUCUCCUGGACCUUCCCGUAGAUAUCCUCAGCGAUAUCAUAAGCCAAGUAACCCACACCAACGACCUCACCUCCCUCGCCCUCUGCCACUCCGCCCUCCACCAACUCACCAUCCCCCAUAUCUACUCCCGCUUCGACAUUGUCUGGCCCGACGCUAGCGUGCACUCUGAACCGCGUUCGGGAGUCGAUGCGCUGACGUAUGGACUCGCGACGUUGGUUAUGGCGGAGGAGGUCUUUGGGGAGGCGCCUUCGCAGCGGCAGGGCAAUAAUCGCUUUCUGCGUAGUGGAUAUGGCAGGGCUAGUGACAUGGCCGUUAGGCGACGAAGGGGCAAUCACUACGCUCAAUACACGCGCAAGUUCUCGUUGGGGAAUGGACCCGUGGAUUGGGUGCAGGAGUACCUCAUCACUAAAGAAGGCGGCAAGAUGUUGGGAACGCUGGUUGCGCUUGCUGUGGCGCGGAUGCGCUCGCUCGAGACGUUUGUGUGGGAUAUGCCGACUGGUAUUCUACGCGAUGUGUGGAGCGCGUUGGCGUACCUGGGUGAGAGGGAUGAUGGGUGGCCGUGUCGGUUGGAGAAGGUGUGGGUGAGGUGGCAUGAUAAUUCGUCUCCGGAGGCGGUGAUGCUUCCGCCGCCUCCUCUUCCGCCUACCAUCCCUCCUCCUCCUCCGCCGCCGAUGCAAUUCCACAAUGCGGUUCCCAAUCUGCCUCCGCAAUUCCACAGCGGGAGCACAGCGCCAACAAUUACAACCACCCCACCGCUCCCCCUUAAUUCAGCAGCGCUGGACAGAGUCGAACACCCCUCCUUCUCCACCCUUCCACCCCUGAAAUCCCUCUCCGUCCUGGAUAUCGACGAACUCGCCUACCUCGACGAAAUGGCCGUCCUCAUCGGCCGCUCCCUCGACAAACUCCGCGAGUUACGCGUGGGCAUCGCGAGACAUGCAGUGGCGAGGGAGUGGGUGAAGGUAUGGGAGGGGGAGGGGUUGGUGCAGGUGGAUUAUGAGGUCCCGACGAUGGGGGUCGUGACGGUGGGCGAGAAGAGGUCGGGGGGUGUGUUGGGCGUGUUGACGGGGUUUGUGCACGACAUGAGGAAGCCGAAGGUGGAAUUGGCGGAGCGGACGAGGCGCAAGUCGGGUACGGCGGCGGGGAAGGUGGUGGUGGCGGCGACUAACGUUACGCCUGCGCCUGCGCCUGCGCUGCUUUCGGACGCUCUGGUGGAGGAAGGAGAGGGAGAAGCAGAGACGGACAACGCCAUCACCGACGUGCUUGACGUUGUGAGCGCUUACUUCCCGCCUCUACACCAAAAUACCCCACCCGCAAACCCAGCAGAAGCAGAAGGACAACAAGCGCAGGCUCACCAUCUCGACUCCACCUCGAACCCCUCCGUCAUCGCACCGACGAGCCGACCGGUGCUUGAUCACACACUUCACCUCGAGAUGCUGGAGCUGGAGCGGGUACCAUUGUCGAUACCGGUCCUGCAACGCGCGAUCGACAUGACCAAGUUGACCUCCCUCACCCUCCUCCACUGCCAUAACCACGAACAACUCUUCAAAACCCUCCGGCGCCAAUUCGCACCCACACCCAAGUCACCCACCUACCCCGUCCCGCGCAGGACGUCUACAUCCGUCGUUCCCUCUCCCCGCAAGUCAAGCAAAAGCCACUCCACCCCCGGCUCUGCCCAACAUGCCGAUGCGGGAGUCGUGGAGUGGGUGUAUCCUCUUCGAUUGAAGAAGAUACAUACCAACACUGUCUCCCCAACCUUGAUAUCUUUCCUGAGGGAGACGCUGGCGCCGGAUAGUCUCGAGACGCUUUUCUUGCAGGAGACCAGAGGGUAUAUUUCCAGUGUGAGCGUGGAGGCCAUUUUCAGGGGCGCGGUGAGGAGGCAUCGGGGUGGGUUGAGGAGGUUGAUGGUUGAUAGUUCGGGGGAUAAGUCGUUUGGGAGUAGUAAUGGAGGAAGUGGGAGGUGGCGACGCUGGAUGCUGACCCGUGAGUUGCUGGCGGGGUAUGUGUUUGGUGGCAAGAUGGCGGGGUUGAGGGAGUUGGGGGUUUGUAUUGAGUGGCGGGAUUGGCACUUCUUCCUCCAACACCUCCCCUCCAUCCCCCAUCUCCGGUCGCUGUAUAUCCCCUUCCUCUUCCACCCGGACGCCGGUCAGGCCGCGGCCGGCGGUGGUGGGGGCGUUGCGCCGGGUCUGGAUCCACGUGAGUUGGCCUUGAGUCUACUCGAUAUCGUUGCGUUAAGGCCGGAAGUGGAGUUGUGUUAUAUGGGCAUUGGAGCCAAGUGUUUUGAGAUUCUGGAGAAUCGGAAUCCUACCCACCCCGCCGACCUGGCGAAUGGAGGGGACGGGCAUUUGUUCGCCGCAGGGGGUGAGGGGUCGGGGAUGGAAGCCGGGAGUGAUGGGGAGGAGGAUGACGAUGGCGAUGGCGAUGAUGACGGUGACGGUGAUGACGAUGAGGAGGGUGCGGAUGAAGGGGAUGGCGAUGAAGACGGUGUGGAGGUGGAGCCUGAAAGUGAAGAGGAAAGCGAGGAGGAUGUGGAUUCUGGCAGCGAGAGCGGGAGUGAGCCGUUCGGCGGUCAUGCAGCUGCUCGGCUACGGUUAAGGGAGAUUUUGUUCUAUGAUGAUAAGGUUGCGGUGUUCAAGGCAAGGCAUGGGCGGCUUUAG